This is a messenger RNA of Fusarium verticillioides 7600, 2497 nucleotides long. RefSeq lists its product as hypothetical. NCBI's taxonomy places the organism in Eukaryota, Fungi, Ascomycota, Sordariomycetes, Hypocreales, Nectriaceae. The record is from RefSeq and is a predicted model, not a curated record. Gene Ontology annotation, molecular function: methyltransferase activity. The transcript has 4 exons. The coding region runs from base 840 to 1925 and encodes 361 amino acids.
CGUCUUUUUUUUUGUGUUGGCUGAAAUUGGCCGAUAAUGUAUCGGGUAACUUAGUUUUUCCCCAGACUUGCCGAUGUUUCUUGACAGAGAGAGGGGUUUUAAUGGAGAGGGGGCGAGUUGUUUGUUAUGGCUAGUGGAAUUCUGAUGUUUGUAUUGUUGGACUGAGGCUUACCGCGACGGCGAAGGCGAAGGCGAUGGCUUGGGUAUUCGGAAGGUUGGAAAGCUUCUAGUUCCAUUCUGAGUUGAGAUAGACUAAGGUAUGGCUUGUGUUGUUGUUGUGUAGAGCAUCGAGGCUAGGCUAGCUGUGCUAUAGCGGGCAUUGUUAUAGCUUGGGGUUUGGGGAGAUGCAAUCCCGGACCCUAGACUACCUUUGCCUUGCCUUGUUGAAGCUCCUCCACUUUGCAAGGUAGAGGUAACCACUCUUUUUUCUCCUCAGACUCCAAACAACACAACACAACACAGAGUGAGGAGUUGGUUGUGCUUGUGCUGUGACUUCUCGUCUGUACCUCUCCGUAUUCGAGCUGAUUUCAAUUCCGUCUCGUUUGUCCUUUUCUCUUUUCUCCUCCUCAUCCCCUCCUUCUUUAAUCCCUCUCUCUCUUCCUCUCUUCUCUUCUCCUUCUUCUCUCCCACUCUCUUUCUUUGGCCAUGGAUGUUCGUAAAAGACAUAUUUCCUUGCGCGUUCUCGAUACCUUUUCUAUACUCCAAUAUUAAUUCACGAUAUCAUCCUUCUUCUUUCUCUUCUCUUCUCUUCUCUUCUCUUCAGAGUACAUACAUAAGAACACAGCCGACGGCCCCCAACUUGAUCUCGCUUUAAUAUCCCCUUGUCGAUCCCUCAUCAAAUGUCCCGCUACGAUCCGGAUCGUUCUUCCAUCACUGCUUCCUCUGCGACUUCAAAGAGCGAUAUGGCGCAGUCAAACGAUGGGCUGCAGAGGAUGAAUCGGCUCACGGUGGGUGAUGUGAGUCCUGCUGAGGACGAUGACGAUUAUAGCGAUACGACGUCCAAUUACUCGACUAUUUCCGAAGACACGCUUCCCCUGAUUCGCGAAUAUGGACAUACCUACCACGGGUCUGGCCAGCUUCUCACGCCGAAUGAUCCUUCUGAGGCGCAUCGCUUGACGGUCCAGCACGAGCUGUACCAAUUGUGUCUUGAUGGUAACCUUGCUGAUUCGAAACUACCGUUUGAUCAAUUUACGGCCGAGGAUCCGAUGGAGAUACUGGAUGUUGGUGCUGGCACGGGAAUAUGGGCUUGCGACAUGGCGAAGCGAUAUCCCCAGGUCAAUAUACUCGGUAUCGACUUGAGCAGCGCAUUGCUACCCGAAGAUGUCCCUCCGAAUGUCACCUUUGAAAUCGCCGAUGCUACAGAGACUUGGCCGAAUCGCACAUACGAUUUUAUACACAUGCGCAGUCUAGCAGGCGGCGGUGUUCGCGACUGGAACGCUCUACUGGCCGAAGCUUACGAGCACCUCAACCCGGGCGGACACAUCGAAAUAGCAGAGAUCUGCCCGCAUUUCUUCGACGCGGAUCCCGAGCACGUCGAUGGAGAAAAAGGCGUAGUCGGCGCGGCCUGCAGAGAGUACGAGAAGAUAUUCGAGGAGAUGUGCAUCAAGCUCGGCAUGGACUGCGACCCCAUACCUCGAGUCCCUGAAAUCUUAAACACCCUGGGAGCCGAUCUCGUGCGCGUCCGGGUAGAUUGGCUGCCGAUACAGAACUGGGGAAGUGACCCGGUCACCCAGCAGAAGCGCAAGGCCCUGGCGGAGAUGGUCGAGUGCGAGAAUUGGACGUUGAGGUUAUUCGGACUAGGAGGGUGGGAGGAGAAAGCGACGCGGGCUUUGCUUGAUCGUGUUAGAGUUGAGAUCAACGAUCCGAUGCUGCGUAGUUUGGGAAAAGUGACCUUUGUUACGGCUCGAAAGGACUGCGGCAAAUAGAUUUAAGAAAUAGGCAUAGAGAUCUAUGUGCAUAUAUUGGAGUUUUUGGGUCAUCACGGACGGCGUCAAAGGCAUUGUGUCUGGGGCGGAUGUCAGGAAGAACAGGAAAUGGUGCAAACCAAUGAGCUCGGGGAGAUAUUCCCGCGGUGGGAAAUGGAUACCAUAUGGAACAUACAGGGUAUGGAAGAGAUUUACCGAGUGAUUAAGGUCGGGUUGAGUUACUGGAGCAUGGCUGGGUGGAUGGAGUUGGAUACCGCUAGCCUUGGAUACAGUACAAGGCAUCGGCCGGGGCAGAGGUCUACAUCAUAAGAGCUGAACUACCAUUUCAGCGGUCACAGUCAGGAUGAGUCGACCGGAAGAUACAGGAGAUGCAAGGUGUCAAAGGUAUAUUCGUCUAUCAGGAUGACUCCCGACACUUGAUCAUCUCACGUCGUAUGCACUCACUUCACGCGUAUCUCAUGCUACAGAGAUGCCCACAGUACGCCCCAUGUACCCGUACAAAACAGAACUAAAGAGAACAGAACAGAACAACUCCAGAUAUCCAAAUCAAACAGUCUCGAUAUAUCGCUUCA